Molecule: messenger RNA, 1936 nt
Organism: Cucumis sativus (cucumber)
Lineage: Eukaryota; Viridiplantae; Streptophyta; Magnoliopsida; Cucurbitales; Cucurbitaceae
Exons: 7
Coding region: 1-1239 (412 amino acids)
Cellular component (GO): membrane; cytoplasm
Source: RefSeq, a predicted model, not a curated record
AUGUGUAUAUUAAUUGGCUCUUCUCUUUCCUCCGCUUCCUUCCAACCCGGAGUACCAUUCUCCGGCCACUCACUUCCUCCCCACUCACCAUCUCAUUCCAACUCCCCCAUGGCUUCGGUGCACGCCACGCCUCCUCACACCUUCACUUCCUUCACCACUGCAAAGCGAGCUCCGGCCCCCUCUCCUCCGCGCGCCUUCAUCAAUUUCCACGCCCCGAAGCUUCCAGAGCGUUCUAUUUUCUCCACAAUUGGGCGGAACUCGAAUUGGGCCUUGAACUCGGCUGUGGAAGAGUUCGAUGUUAUCCCGGUGCAGAGUUCUGAUUUUACCGACCAACAGGAAGGGGUGGCGCUGGGUCGGGCGGAGAGGGAUGGCGCGGAGGGAGAGAUGGGGACUGCGGUUGGUGGAUUCGGCGAGCUCUCGUUGGGAGGCGCUGGUGAAAUUCAGGGGUUUUCUUCUUCUGCUUCUGUUGCCGAUGGCGGCGGAACAGAGACCGGGGAAAUGGAGAGGGUUAUGAUUGAUCGGAUUAUCAAUGCCACCAUUGUUCUUGCGGCGGGUUCUUAUGCUCUCACCAAGUUGCUUACCAUCGACCAAGAUUAUUGGCAUGGAUGGACACUUUAUGAAAUACUGAGAUAUGCCCCUCAACACAACUGGAGUGCUUAUGAGGAAGCUCUUAAGACGCACCCUGUCCUUGCUAAAAUGGUGAUUAGUGGAGUGGUGUACUCUCUUGGAGAUUGGAUUGCGCAGUGUUUUGAAGGAAAGCCUCUGUUUGAAUUUGAUCGCACACGCAUGUUCAGAUCAGGCCUCGUUGGCUUUUCUUUACACGGUUCCCUUUCCCACUACUACUAUCAUUUUUGUGAGGGUCUUUUUCCUUUUCAAGAUUGGUGGGUAGUUCCUGCAAAAGUAGCCUUCGAUCAAACGGCAUGGUCGGCAGUUUGGAACAGUAUUUAUUUCGUGGUAUUAGGUUUCCUGCGGCUUGAGUCCCCAGUUUCUAUAUUUAAUGAACUAAAGGCGACAUUUUGGCCUAUGCUUACUGCGGGUUGGAAACUUUGGCCAUUUGCUCAUCUUAUCACAUACGGUGUUAUUCCUGUAGAACAAAGACUCCUGUGGGUUGAUUGUGUGGAGCUUAUCUGGGUGACUAUACUCUCAACUUACUCAAACGAAAAAUCGGAGGCCAGAAUCUCAGAGGUAGCAACAGAUUUGAGUUCAGAUCCUCUUCCCACAGAUUCGACUCAGAGCUAAGCUUGCAGGAAAAAAACUAAGUACAGAUCUGAAGAUGGAAACGUUUAUUGCUCAGUUAGACUCCGAGAGUGUCAAGAGUACGAUCCACUCCCAGAAAUGGUAUAGCAUACACAUAUAAAUAUGAUUUCAGGUGCAAAUAUUGAUUGUUGUAUGUGAUUAUAGACGUCACAUUACAUGUAUUCUUUUUUCGUUUGAUAGCUUUAACAUCAACUGUAUAAAAAAUAAUGAAAUAAAAUAGAAUCUUCCACUUCCUUCCAUUGGCUCUUCAAGCUUUCCCCAUGGCACCAAAGAUCCGAAGCUUUAGAAAAAAACUUCUUGAAGCCUCUUUUAAGUUCCUUCACCAUCAAUUUUUCUGACUAAGGUUGUAGAAUGAAGGGGUUAGUUUGCAAGAUUAGUUGAGAUGUAGACGAACACAAAUUGAAAAGUUUGAUGUUUGUUAUUAUUCAUUAGUUUGGUUGUGUCACAACAUGCAUGAAGGACUUAGGGUGCAAUUAUCCUCAAAUAAGGUCCUUCAAGGCAAAUUAAUUUGGAAAAGGGAAAGCAGAGACGGUGCUUGUAUAUUCUGGAAUAUGUAGGAUGUUAUCUUUUUGGGGGAUGGAAUAGGGGAAUAAAUAGGGUUGUGGCAGAUGGGGGGAUUCCAUUGAACACUAAGACCCCACAUGUAUUACAAAUCAAGCGCCAUUAAUAUUGUUUCUCA